CGCCGCGGGCCUUCCCAGCAGAGCGCCUCGCAGCGGCCCGGUCCGCCUGGCCUCGGGCUCCCACCGCCCGACCCCAGCCCUUUCCCAGGUGAGGACCCGGCUCCGAACCCGGAAGACGCUCUGCGUGGGUCUCCGUUCCCCAGCCCAGUGACCCCGGCCCCGCCCCGGUUGCCUAGGCGACGAGGGGCCGCCGCGCUCUGGCGGGAUCAUGGCGACAUCUGUGGGAACAACUCCCGGGGGAACGACCCCCGCCGGGAUGACUCCGGCGGGAACCACGCCCGAGUCGGAGAAUGGAGCUGAAUUCCAGGAGCAUGAAAGGAUUCUAUCUCCCGAUUUUCUUUCAGUUGCCCAGAUCACAGAAAUGCUAGCGGAGGAUGCAGAUGGAGUUCAACGGAAACUGGAAAAGUUUUUGAAUUUCAAAAACCUUCACACCUGUUUAAAGGAAGCCAUUCUACUGGAUUAUUAUGUAUCUGGAUUUUUGUGGGCUAGAGGAAUGGACUUUUCUAUUAUUCAAUAUUCAAAAUUUAUAACUUUACUAGAUAUGUUACUUCAUAAUCUUAGAACACUGCGUAUGUCCUUAGAAGACAGCAUAAAAUGGCUUGGAGAAGUUAUGGCUGAAAUAGGACCAUCCCAUUCACAAAAAAAUGAGGAGUGGAAUAUCUUUGAUAUAAAACAAACCAAUGCUAUUGUUGAUUACUUAAAAGUCAGCCUAUUUCAACACUACAAGCUAUAUGAGUUUCUGUUCUACGCUACCAGGGAAGAAAUUGUGAUAGGAACUGAGCAAGUAAUAGAGGUUGUAAAGCCUGUAGGUCACCCUUUCCCUGAUCCUCUAGAAGAAGGAAUGGCAUUUGAUAUUUACUCAACGUUUAUAGAGCCUCCUCCAACAUUGGAUAUGGAAAUGAAGGAGUUGCAUCAAGAACAAGGCCCUGAAGAGUCCCAUCCAGAAGCCAACACUUCAGAGACUGAUCCAUUAGUUGGUUUCACCAUUGAAGAUAUAAAAUCAGUUCUGAGUCAAGUCACAGAUGAUAUAUUAAUCGGCAUCCAGACCGAGAUAAACGAAAAGCUGCAAAUACAGGAAGAAGCCUUUAAUGCACGAAUAGAAAAAUUGAAAAAGGCCUGAGGACUCCGAACUGGAGAGUGAUACUAAACUUCACAGAAACAUAUAAAACCAGCAGAAAAAAUAGACCCUCUAGAGCACCAGAUCUCCUUCAUUUAGUUGGGAAAGGAAAACUAAGCCCCACUUUUUAUUAUCCUAACUAAUUAGAAAAGUAUUGGCCCCAAUUUUGCUAUCUCCUGUCCCAUAACAGCCUCUGAAUUUAUUGCGCUGUCUGUAAUAAGAACAUUUUGUAUAUAAGAGUUUGGAGAACUAUAUAUAAAAAUACAAUUACUUUUACAAUACUCCUUUGACAUUUUGACUAGUAAAUGUUAUUCAUCUUCAA
Molecule: messenger RNA, 1439 nt
Organism: Phacochoerus africanus (Common warthog)
Lineage: Eukaryota; Metazoa; Chordata; Mammalia; Artiodactyla; Suidae
Gene: CABCOCO1
Product: ciliary associated calcium binding coiled-coil 1
Exons: 8
Coding region: 209-1120 (303 amino acids)
Source: RefSeq, a predicted model, not a curated record